GUAAUUGUGAGACAAACAAUUAUGUUGCAGAUCUAUGUUACUUGUGGUGUAUGGAGAUCUUUUGCUAAUAAAGAGUGGAAAUUUAUUGUUGAUGAAGAAAAAUGUGCAAGAUUACUCACCUUGCAAUCUACAACAACUCUUGAAGACCUAUUGAUGAUGGUCUCUGAAGACUACAAAAUAGAACCGGCUACAGUUGAUGUGGAAUUCACUUAUUUACCUACAGAUCUCGGUGUUGAUUCUCCUCCUGUUCUUAUGACGAAUGACCGACAACUGAAAAAUUUUGUCGACUAUUAUAAAAGGAACAGUUUGAUACGGUUGUGUGUGACAUUUAAAGUUAAAGGCGAUAAUCAAAGGAAUAUAGUGGAUACCGAAUUGGAUGAGGAGCCAAGUGAUUCGAUUGAAAGAGAUGAUGAUCGUAACGUGCGUAAAAAAUCUGCAGUAUUGGUUGUUGAGGAUACGCCUAAUGUUGGUAGAGUUUGUGAUAAGGUUGAAUCUAUAUUGGCAGAUUCCAUUGUAAAGAAUGGGAAACAUUUCAGAAGCAAGGAAGCUUUACAGGCAACUCUAGAAAUAUGUGUGAUGAAGUAUAACUUCGACUACAGAGUUACUAAAUCUGAUCCGACAUUUUGGUGUAUUCGUUGUGUGGACAAAGUUUGCAAAUGGAGGCUUCGUGCAGAAUGUUUGAAGGGAUCUACAUAUUUCAAAAUCAAUAAGUAUGUUGCUAAACAUAAUUGUGCUCCUUCGAAGAAAAGCAAAGUCUCUAGAACCCCUUCAGCAAGAACAAUUGGACAGCUCAUUAUGCAUAGAUACGAGGGUGUGAAGGAAGGGCCUAAACCCAAUGAUAUCAUUAAUAUUUUGCGUACAGAAUAUGGAUGUGAGCUAUCUUAUUCCCAAGCUUGGGAGUCUCGUGAGUAUGCAGUUAACGAAGUUAGAGGGAUACCUGAGAAAAGUUAUGGAAGGGGUUUGGUCGGUAUGGUUGCCAAAGCGUCAAAAGCGUAUAGGGUUGCUGAAUUUGAGCGUUUAUUCAAGCAAAUUAGCAACAUUAGUCCAGCGAUUGGAGUAUACCUACAAGAUGCAGGUGUGGAAAAAUGGGCUCGGUGUCAUUUUCCUGGAUACAGGUACGACAUUAGAACCACAAACCCUGCUGAGUCAAUAAAUUCAGCGUUGAGAUCGCCUAGAGAAUAUCCAAUAAUUCCUUUGUUAGACAGCAUUAGAGAAAUGUUGACACGAUGGUUUUAUGAGCGUAGAGCUUUAAGUGCAAAGCAGACAGACCCUUUAACUGUGGAAGUGGAGAAAAAGAUUGAUGGUAGGAUAGAAAAAGGCAAAACACUGAAAGUUUAUCCGGUUACUGAAUACAUAUUUCAGCUUAAAGGUGAGUCGUCUGACUACGUCGUUGACUUGGAAAGUAAAACAUGUUCAUGUGGAAAGUUUCAGUUAGGAAAAAUUCCGUGUCGUCAUGCCAUAAAAGCAGCUCUUGUGAUCGGUAAGGAGCUACAUGAAUUUGCUGAUGAAGUGUAUACAACUACAGCUUGGAGAUCGUUAUUCGAAGAAACCAUUAAUCCAAUUGCUGUUCCUGAAGAUGAAUGGCGUGUCCCAGAAAAUGUCGAAAAUGCUAAAGUCCUACCACCUGAAUCACGAAGAGGCCCUGGUCGACGAAGAAAACGAAGAUACGAAACUGUGGAAGACAAGAUACGAUCGUCACAAGGAUCACAAGGGUCUAAGAGGCAUAGGUGUAGUCGUUGUGGUCAAGAAGGACACAACCGAUCGACGUGUGAUACUACAAUAUAAUAACGGUUUGUUCCACAAUCCUUAUUCUCACAUGAAGUAUUGUUAAUUGGUAUUUCAUUAUCAUUUUAUUUAUUGUGUGAUUUUUUUUUUCUUUUUCAGGAUUGUUUUUCAUGUAUGAUCGUUGGGACGAGAAGACAAUUUUUUCUUCUUUACUCUUUUUAUUUUAUAAACUCAAUACGUUCUG
This is a messenger RNA of Arabidopsis arenosa, 1969 nucleotides long. NCBI's taxonomy places the organism in Eukaryota, Viridiplantae, Streptophyta, Magnoliopsida, Brassicales, Brassicaceae. The record is from the annotation of a GenBank genome assembly.